Molecule: messenger RNA, 597 nt
Organism: Acanthosepion pharaonis
Lineage: Eukaryota; Metazoa; Mollusca; Cephalopoda; Sepiida; Sepiidae
Source: the annotation of a GenBank genome assembly
AUGUAUCAUUUUCUUUCUUUCUUUCUUUCUUUCUUUCUUUCUUUCUUUCUUCGAUUUUUUAUGUCCCUCUUUCUUUCUAUCAUUCCUUCUUUUUUAUUGUUCUUUUUUUUUAAUGGAUCUUUCUUUGUUUUAAAUUGUCUUUACAUUUCAUAUUUAAAUAUAUCUAUUUCUUUUUUCUUUCUUUCUUUCUUUCUUUCUUUCUUUCUUUCUUUCUUUCUUUCUUUCUUUCUUUCAUUUCUGUUUUUUAAAUAUUUUUUCAUUAGUAACUCUUCCUAUUUCUUUUUUUUAAAUGUAUCUCUUUCUUUCUUUCUUUCUUUCUUUCUUUCUUUCUUUCUUUCUUCUAUUUUUGAACUGUCUCUAUUUUUUCUUAUAUGUAACGCUUUCUUUCUUUCUUUCUUUCUUUCUUUCUUUCUUUCUUUCUUUCUUUCUUUCUUUCUUUCUAUCCAUCUUUCUCGCCUUUUUUCUUUCUUUCUUUCUUUCUUUCUUUCUUUUAUUUUUCUUUUUGUACAUAUUUCUUUCAACACCUAUUUCUAUCUCUUUUCUGAGAUGUAUCUCUUUCUUUCUUUCUUUCUUUUUUCUUUCUAUUUUUGUUUUUAA